UCGGCGAGGCACGUCGCCUUAACUGUUGCGUUCUGCGUUCGAAUUGACGUUCGUUUGAAAUUGACAGUUUGUUUUUUUAAUUGUGCUAUGUUUGUGUGAUUGCGUGGUUCUAGACACUAGUUAUUUGGGUCGAUUGGUUAUGGAGAUGUCUCUUCCCAACGGCGUGGACGUGUCCCAACUAGUUCAGCACCCGGUUUUGGCCGCGUUGCCGCCGUUCUUCCUCAGGGCGUCGGAGAGGUAUCAGCGGACGCCGAAGUGCGCGCGCUGCAGGAACCACGGCGUGGUGUCCGCGCUGAAGGGCCACAAGCGCUACUGCCGCUGGCGGGACUGCGUGUGCGCAAAGUGCACUCUCAUCGCGGAGCGGCAGAGGGUCAUGGCUGCUCAGGUGGCGUUGCGUCGCCAGCAAGCGCAAGAAGAGAACGAGGCGCGGGAACUGAACCUGCUGUACGGCGCAGCGCCGGCCGCCGCGCCGCACUACCCCGACAUUGGCGACGACACCUCUUCUUCUGCCCCCGUUCAGAAACGCGCCCGCAUCACCGAGGUCCACUCCAGCCCGUCACCGCCAGAACCACAGGACAAGCCCCCCGCGUCCCCCUCCCCGCCGCUCGCCACCCCGCCCCCGCGCUCGCCCUCCGACCACGACCUCAACGUCGAAGAGGAACUGGAAGACCAAUCGGAAAACUCCCUGACGCCAGAGAACUUGUCAAUGAAGGAACCGAGAGCCGACGAAGUUAAGAAAGAAGACGAAGAAAAAUGGGACCCUGAUUUCAAAUACAAAAUGUUCAGACGGGACAGAAAGCCUGAAGCCAUCCCCGAGCCCGAAGACUCGCCCUCCUACCAAAAGUCCCCGGUCGACGUCCUCAUCAAAGUGUUUCCAAGACGGAGUCGCACAGAAAUCGAAGCGAUACUAACCAGGUGCAAAGGCGACGUCGUAGCCGCCAUGGACAUGAUGGUGAACGGGACUGAAGCUGCGUACAACUUGACGCAGGAGUCCCCGCCCUACCUACAGAGCUACCAGUCCAAAUCCGCGUUCUCCCCACUCUCCAAUCAGAGUUUCAAAUUUUCCCCGUCCAGAAGGUUCCUGACGCCGCCAUACAGUGGAACCGGGUACCUGCCGACGGUGAUUCGACCUCCUCCCGAUUAUUUAUCCUCGUUCAUGCCUCCAGCGGAGUUGAUGUAUGGGAGGCAGUUGCAAGUGCCGUCUCCCGGAACCUCCCCGACGUCAGAUAACACAAAUAAUGAAGGCUUCUCCGAUUAGGGGUACCUGAAAUACUGGACGAUGCUGUAGGCGCCAUCCAAGGUCUGACAUACUGAGUGUGGGUACGAGUGAAGUUUGAACCAAAUAAAGCCUUGAAGGACUUGUAUCCGUGACCGUAAUUAAUAAAAAUAUGUUGCAAAGAUGGAGUAAGUAAGUUAUAGAGUAGCAGCGUAAUACAGAGACAAUAUCAUGUUUUUUUUAUAAAACUACCAGUUGGAAGAAAUUGUUCUUAUAGAUCUUGCAUAGAUUUCCAAAUGUGAAAAUAUCAAAUUAAAUAGUUGUUUUCAAAUAUUUGAUAAGGGUUCAUAAUUAGUUGACCCUUUCCUUCGUAUAAUCGUAUGUUAGUUUGAUAUUGAUGUAAAAUGAUCAAGUACAAUUUUUCUUUAGAGAGUUCAUAAUAAAAUAAUUAUAAUACUGUACUUAUUCCUGGACUUCGUGUUAUGUAGAUACAAUAAAUGAAACAGAUUAAUAUAGGUAUAGUAAAUAGAAAAAUAUGUUUUGCGUUUUUUAGGCGAAUGGUUCUGAUAAACCAAAUGUAAUGUAGAUUUAGAAGUA
Messenger RNA from Amyelois transitella, 1813 nucleotides. RefSeq names its product doublesex- and mab-3-related transcription factor A2 (gene dmrt99B). The coding region runs from base 140 to 1258 and encodes 372 amino acids. The transcript is spliced from 4 exons. The record is from RefSeq and is a predicted model, not a curated record. Lineage: Eukaryota; Metazoa; Arthropoda; Insecta; Lepidoptera; Pyralidae. Gene Ontology annotation, molecular function: protein binding; RNA polymerase II cis-regulatory region sequence-specific DNA binding; DNA-binding transcription factor activity, RNA polymerase II-specific. Gene Ontology annotation, cellular component: nucleus. Gene Ontology annotation, biological process: sex differentiation; regulation of transcription by RNA polymerase II.